UAAAAAGGAGCAGCGCCCCCAGAGGCGUGGAGGGCGAACGUCUCCUCCCAACAUGUGUCUGUCGCUGCUCUUUCAGUUAGUGAUGGCCAGGACAACUAGUUAGACUAGUCUGUGGUUAGUGACCAGCCAGGGAAUACGCUUGUUUUCGCUGCGACCGUCUCCGCUCUGCUUUCUCACCAGUCUGGUUUAGUUGGCGAGUGAGGACCAGCGCUGACUGGUUAAACACUGGGCUUCUGCUGCUAAUCAAGCUAACGUAAGCUAGCUCCACCUAAACUCCUAACAAUGGCUACAGUUUCAGUUCCUGCCGGUACCACUGCACUCCUGCUGGAUAUAGAAGGCACGACUACGCCAAUCACGUUCGUAAAAGAGAUUUUAUUUCCAUACGUCAGGGAGCAUCUUGAAGAUUACUUGUCCUCUCACUGGGAAGAGGACGAGUGCAAGCAGGAUGUUCAUCUCCUAAAGAAACAGAUUGAAGAAGAUAUGAAACAGAACCGGGCGUGUCCUGUCCACGCCGUGGACCAGACGGUGCACACGGAUGAGGAGAAGGCCAUUAGGGAAGUGGUGGAUAAUGUGAUGUGGCAGAUGGCAGCAGACAGGAAGUCCACAGCGCUGAAACAGCUGCAGGGUCACAUGUGGAGGUCGGCGUAUGCUUCUGGGAGAAUCAAAGGCGAAAUCUACCAGGAUGUAGUUCCAUCCAUUAAAAGGUGGAGAGAACAGGGACUCAAAGUCUACAUUUACUCUUCUGGAAGUGUGGAGGCGCAGAAGCUUCUGUUUGGAUAUUCAGUCGAAGGAGAUGUUUUAGAGCUUUUUGAUGGUCACUUUGACACCACUAUAGGGGCUAAAGUAGAUGCUAAAAGCUACGAGAGAAUCGCAGAGAGGAUUGGAUGUCAGCCUGAGGGAAUCACAUUCUUGACGGACGUCACUCGAGAGGCUAAAGCAGCUGAAGAAGCCGGGGUGAACGUGGUCGUGGUGGUCCGACCUGGGAACAUGGAGCUGACGGAUGAGGAGCGAGCCCACUAUAACCUCAUUACAUCCUUUAGCCAACUGGAACCGACGGGACGAGCUUAACGGCACAUGAAGCAACAGAGAGAACUUCUCUGACUUCAUAAUCAGCUUUUCCUUCUUUUUCUUUUUCCCGCACGUUUAGUUUGGUCCACGGUCACAGUUCAGCAGGUGUAGGAGAGGCUGCUGGGACAUAGGUAGCCACCAGUACAGAGGAUAAAGUCACAGCCUUUCCAGUUCCUUCAGGAGGCUGUUGGCGUGUGUGGAGCGUAUUAAGAGCUCAAAUGGAUCAUCACUGUCUUAGGACUGUUGGUUGGGAACAAAGAAGCUGUAGAUAAAUGGUGCUGCACAUGACAUGAGGUUCAUUUACUUUUCUACCUUUUUAGAUGAACUGCACUUAAAUGCCAAUCCUUCAAUAUUAACCCACUUUCCAACUAUAUGUUGUGUGUAUGUGUGUGUGAGUUGUCAUUGUUUCGUGCACAUUUUCCACUCAUGUCACGCCCUCUCCACCUACAGUAGAGACGUAUGUGCAGCUGUAUGACGUUUUACCCAGUAACUGAACUGUAAUAUUUUAGAAAGUAGAUGCACUCAGCAGAGGUGAGUUGUCAUUUAAAAUGUUCAUCCAGUGUCUUAAUGAAUACCGUCGUGGGUGAUCGGUGUCUAUUUAAAUGUGCCAUCCUAGAUGUUCACAUGUGUAAUGUGGGUGUUGGAAAGUUAACUCAGACUUGCCAAACUGAUGAUUUCUGGUGAAACUAUUUGGCGUAAUUCAGGAAAAAGACUUCCAAUAAAAUGCCUUGUUUCACGUGA
Messenger RNA from Betta splendens (Siamese fighting fish), 1809 nucleotides. RefSeq names its product enolase-phosphatase 1 (gene enoph1). The coding region runs from base 283 to 1068 and encodes 261 amino acids. The transcript is spliced from 6 exons. The record is from RefSeq and is a predicted model, not a curated record. NCBI's taxonomy places the organism in Eukaryota, Metazoa, Chordata, Actinopteri, Anabantiformes, Osphronemidae. Gene Ontology annotation, molecular function: acireductone synthase activity; magnesium ion binding.